Molecule: messenger RNA, 1434 nt
Organism: Debaryomyces fabryi
Lineage: Eukaryota; Fungi; Ascomycota; Pichiomycetes; Serinales; Debaryomycetaceae
Exons: 2
Coding region: 1-1434 (477 amino acids)
Cellular component (GO): cytoplasm
Source: RefSeq, a predicted model, not a curated record
AUGUAUCAACAACCAAAUCAUUCGUAUCAGUCAUCGGAUUCAUUGAGACGAUUAUCUGCCAAUAAUCCGUUCAGACAAAAUCACUUUGAACCACCCAGACACGUCAAUAGGUCGGCGUCGUCGCUCGGAUCGGGCCAUUCAGCAUCCCAAAACCAAGCGUUUGAUGACUGGGUGGAAAAGAACAAACAGCUUAUAGAAGAAUCUGAUGAUGAAGAUCUCUACAGUCAGUCAAACCCUGUCGAUAUGAGUUUGAAUUUGAAUGAAUCUCAUGAUGCGUCUAGACCGGUGAAUGGUCAUUUCAGCGAUCUUCCAAGACCAACUUUUCCUACUACUGUUAGAGCUGGAAGUGAUAGUAGCGUGAACUACAGUGAUAAUAGAAGAAUGUCGUCGAAUAACCCGUUUGCUUCAGCCCUCAAAGCACCUGACGCAUACGUUCAACGCAGAGAACCACCACCAGUUCCACGAGUAAGAACCAAUUCAAACACUCCUCCAGCACGUCCUCCUAAGACAGAUUCUGGAUUGCCUCCUUCAUACGAAGAGGCAGCGGGACCUGAGAAAACAAGAAAAGAUUAUCCUAGAGAAAAACUGAGUUCGUCUUCGUCGAGACACCAGUCGUCAUCCAGGCGUCACCGCUCACAUAGUGACAGUGGUACCAAUACAGGAAGACAUAGUCGCUCCCAUAGGGACAAGGAAAGACGUCACAAGAAGAAAUCCCAACCUGAGCCUGUUAAAGCUAAGAACUUGGAUACUAUUGAUAAGUUGGACGUGACUGGAUUCUUUGGUGGAGGGUUUCAUCACGAUGGUCCCUUCGAUGCGUGUACUCCACAUAGGAACAAGAAUGUUAAAGCUGCUCCAGUAAUGGCAUUCCCUGCUGAUGGACCAAAUAGCUCAAUAAAGGGUGUCGGUGGAAACAUUGACAAGAACGAGCAAAUGAAUUUGGCGUUUGGUAACUACGAUGGAGAACAGGACCAAAUUGCGGGCAAGACUUCCCCAGUCAAAAACCAGAAUAGUGACGGACCAGUCCCAUUGAUUAAGACUAAUAGAAAGACCAAUGAUGUUCCUACCUCCUUGUUCACACCAAAGCAAAAUCCUUCUGUGAUUAACUUUGACUCCAAUAUGAAGGCCGAACCAAUACAUGGUUCAACUACUGCUGGUUUAGGUUCUUCGACCUUUAUUGACGGUGCCCCUGCUCCAAAGAGUACCGAUGAUCAAUAUUUAAGUGUCAACGGCGGUGGUUUAGGAAGAAAGAAAUCCUUAGUUCAAAGAUUACGUAAAAAUAGUGGAAGCGAAAGUAGUAGCAGAAGAAGCUCCAAUGAUUAUUACGACAGAUCGGAAGAGAGAAGAGAUUCAGGUGGAUAUGAUAGCGAAAACAAUGAAGGAUCCGGUAACUCUUUGUUGAGGAGAGUUAAGAGUUUGAAAGUCGGUAGAAAAUAA